Erpetoichthys calabaricus (reedfish) is the source of this 2029-nucleotide messenger RNA. RefSeq names its product arylacetamide deacetylase-like 4 (gene aadacl4). Gene Ontology annotation, cellular component: membrane. NCBI's taxonomy places the organism in Eukaryota, Metazoa, Chordata, Cladistia, Polypteriformes, Polypteridae. Bases 718 to 1962 code for a protein of 414 amino acids. The transcript has 4 exons. Gene Ontology annotation, molecular function: carboxylic ester hydrolase activity. The record is from RefSeq and is a predicted model, not a curated record.
UCACUGACUUAUAUAACACGAAACGACGACCUCCUCAAUGGAGUGGAGCUUUGGAGGUCCGCUGCUAGAUUCUGUUUGAAUUAGUAGAACAAUAACUCAUAAAAAACGGAGGUGUUUCACGUAAACCGUGCAGCGCCGUCCCAUUUUAUAGUAACUUGCUCGCUUAACGCACCACUGCGUGCAUUUUUUUGGCUUCAAGUGGGGCUUGACUUUCACAUUAAGAUCUAAACUGAGGAAGUGAAUUUGCUAUCAAAACUCUUCUCGUUAUAUUCGGUUUUCUUUUUGAUGUAAAACACGGGACUUUUCUCUUUCAGGGCUGCUACUUUACGCCAUCUAUGACCCCAGGCUCAGCUCUCCGUGUUCGAUUACGCCAAGUUUUUCUGGCUUGUCCAGUCACUUUACGUUUUGGCAGGUGGAUAAAACCCACGUGGACAUUAAACGUAAAGCAAUGAACUUUCUCCCUCACUAAAGUUAAAGACUAUUAUGACAGCUUGACUUGCAUGCUGAACUGUGGCACAUACUGUAUAUUAAAACAAACGCUAAGAGACAAUGUAAAAAACGACACUUAAACUGGAUCGCAAAGGCACGUCCUCACCGUCACCCUUAUCUCACAAUCUCGUCCUUUCCAGUUGUGCCCGCACUGGCUGGGUCACCUUGCCGCGCCCUCCUUAUUAAAAAGCAGCUCCGCAGCGGAGGCCUCGUUAAAGGAGCUGCAACAUGGAGAUGUUCAUUGCCAUCGCUUUGCUUUGCGUUGUUUUUCUGCUUUCGGCUCUUAUCCUGCUGUUUUUCGGAGUUCUUUACAGCGAGAUGACCAACUCGGAGAUCCCGCCGGGAGUGUCGCACGUCAACAGGCUGCACUUCAUCCACGGGGCGAACAUCGGGAUCGCAAUCUUGGGCAAAAUCUUGGAGAACUUCAGCCUUUGUGAACAGGUAAACUUUACACGCUAUUGUCGAGAACGACUACUAGUGCAGAAGAAGCCUGUGCCUCCAGAACUCCAUAUCAAGGACCUGCUGUUCUCCGAUGUGCCCGUCAGGGUGUACCUGCCCACCGCUCCAACCGCAGCCAAGCGCCGGGGACUGGUUUUCUUCCAUGGUGGAGGCUGGAUGUUUGGGAGCCUCGAUUCCUAUGAUCACAUUUGCCGGUAUGUCGCCAUUCAUUCGGAGACCGUCGUGGUGUCAGUUGCAUACCGCCUGUCACCUGAACACCGCUACCCAGUGCAGCUGGACGACUGCCAGGCGGCAACCCUUCACUUUCUGAAGGUGGCAGAAGCCGAUUAUGGCGUUGACCCAAGAAAAGUAGCUUUAGGGGGUGAUAGUGCCGGGGGCAACCUGGCUGCGGCAUUGUGUUACCGAGCAGCCAAGGAAGGUGCCAGACCCCAGCCUUGUGCGCAGAUCCUCAUCUAUCCCCUCUUGCAGAUGGCAGACUUCCAUUUGCCCUCUUACCAACAGAACAAGAUGGUGCCCAUGCUUUUCCGAGGCCGUACCAUCUUCUAUUGCCUCCAGUACCUGAAUGGGGACAUGACACUGAAUGAAGAGAUGCUGAACAGUGAUCACGUGCCUGUGGAGCUCAAACUACGGUACCGCAAGUGGCUGGGUCAUGAAAACUUACCUUCUGAGUGUAAAGCCCGUGGCUUUAGCCUAAAGGUGGCAUCAUCUCAUGAUGAGGAGGUUUAUGAUUUGCUCAAACAAGCCCUGGAACCUGAACUUUCUCCUCUGCUGGCUCCCGAUGACGUCGUCCGCAAGCUUCCACCCGCUUUCAUUCUGACCUGCGAAUACGACGUACUGAGGGAUGAUGGCAUCCUCUUCAAGAAGCGGCUCGAGGACCUGGGCGUCCCGGUCACGUGGCAUCACAUCAACGAUGGCUUCCAUGGCAUCCUUAAUUUUUUUGAUGGAGGACGGCUGAAUUUCCCUUCUGGAAAAAGGGCCAUUGACCACGUGGUGGACUUCCUUAGGACUUUGUGAUACGGAGGGAAGGAAGCCUUGAGUUUGUCUACCGUCUGAUGUGUCAAUAAAACAAUUCUGAUUCUUA